CAUGGCGCUCGUUUCUGCGUUUAGAAAGAAACACGGUUUAAUGAGUCUUUAACACUUACGAAUUUCCUCUUUAAUACAGUUUUCUGCUUUUGGUCGAUUAUGCUGAGACGUGAUCAUUAAUAUAAAUGUUUUAGAGUGGUUACGCAGCUUUAGUUACGCGGUACCGUCACGGUCAUGACUAGCCGUGAGCCGAACCGUCCAGUUUUUAAGGUCAGAACCCCAGACCGAACACUCUGCCCCCUGUCUCGAUAGAACUCCGGUUACAUGGCUGGUUGGAUACUUUUGCAUCUCCUGCCCUCCAGCUGCGCGGCCUCAGCGGACCCAAAGUCUCCAACUGCGGGUCGGUUCCGGUCCACACGGUUUGACACCGCCCUGGGGUAAUACCUCCAGCUGCAGCCGAACCGCGCUUUCGGGUUCAUGUCAUUCUGAGGACUGUCAGGGAAAUGUCCAGUGAAAGUCAGGGAUUGGUGAAAGGGGAGGCGGCUGCAGUGUUGCCUCCCUCUGCUUCUGCCUCCACACAGGGACCACCUCUUUCUCCUUCCACCCCGUCAAGAGCACCCGAGCUUCCAGAUGAGCUGGUGCAGGCUGGAUGGGCCAAGUGCUGGUCUCGAAGGGAGAACCGGCCGUACUACUUCAACAGAUUCACCAACCAGAGCCUGUGGGAAGUGCCUGUACUGGGUCAACAUGAUGUUAUCUCGGAUCCUUUAGGUCUGAAUGCAGCCCCGGCAGAAGGUGGAGAAAGUAACCUUGGAAACGGUCAGAGGAAGAGGAGGAGUUCUGAAGAGCAGGGGGCGGGUCCUAACACUUUAAAACGUGCCAAGGUGGAACCUACCACACCAAUCUCACCCAGCACGCCUGGAGGCAAACCCUGGAGUUCUGCCCCUGAAGACAAACCGGCACAGACUAACACCCCCUCAACUCCAACUCCAACUCCAGCAGCUCCUACUCCUACUCCAACUCCAACUCCCGCCCCAUACAGACCCUCUGUGAUCUACUGGGAUCUGGAUAUACAGACGAACGCUGUGAUCAGAGAGCGAGCUCCUGCCAGCGAGCUGCCACCCCACCCAGAGAUCGAGCUGCAGAGAGCACAACUGGUCACCAAGCUGAGGCAGCAUUACCAUGAGCUGUGCCACCAGAGAGAAGGCAUUGACCCACCGCGGGAGUCAUUCAACCGUUGGUUGUUGGAGAGGAAAGUCAUUGAUAAAGGCCAUGACCCACUGCUGCCGAGUGACUGUGAGCCAAUCAUCUCUCCAUCCAUGUUCAGGGAGGUGAUGAACGACAUCCCCAUCAGGCUGUCUCGCAUCAAGUACAAAGAGGAGGCGCGGAAACUGUUGUUUAAAUACGCAGAAGCUGCCAAGAGGAUGAUUGACUCCAGGAACGCAAGUCCCGAGAGCAGGAAGGUGGUGAAGUGGAACGCUGAAGACACCAUGAACUGGCUUCGCAGAGAUCAUUCUGCUAGCAAAGAAGACUACAUGGACCGUUUGGAACACCUGCGGCAGCAGUGUGGUCCACAUGUCACUGCGGUAGCAAAAGACUCUGUUGAGGGUAUUUGUUCCAAGAUCUACCAGCUGUCUGCAGAGUACAGCCGGCGCCUGAGGGAGACACACAUGAGUCUGCUGCAGGACCCGGCCACAGAGGUGCCUGAAUCCCCACAGCCAUCGCGGCUGGUCUACUGUUAUCCAGUGCGGCUGGCCAUACCAACACCCACCCUUCCCCGUGUGGAGCUGCACUUUGAGAACGAUGUAGCGUGUUUACGUUUCAGAGGCGAGAUGGUCAAAGUAAACCGAGGACACUUUAGCAAGCUGGAGCUGUUAUACAGAUACAGCUGUAUAGAUGACCCCCGCUUUGAAAAGUUCUUGUCCAGAGUGUGGUGCCUCCUCAAGAGAUACCAGGUGAUGUUUGGCAGCAGCAACAACGAGGGGACUGGUCUGCAGGGGGCACUGCCGGUGUCUGUAUUUGAGGCGUUAAACCGCCAGUUUGGCGUUUCCUUCGAGUGUUUUGCUUCACCUUUGAACUGUUACUUCAAACAGUACUGCUCUGCCUUUCCGGACAUCGACGGCUUCUUUGGAUCCAGAGGGCCCUUCCUGACAUUCAGUCCUGUCAGUGGUUCAUUUGAAGCAAACCCGCCCUUCUGUGAGGAGCUCAUGGACACCAUGGUGACGCACUUUGUGGAACUGUUGGAGCAAUCCUCAGAACCGCUGUCCUUCAUCGUUUUUAUCCCGGAAUGGCGUGACCCUGUGACCCCUGCUCUAUCUCGCAUGGAGGAAAGCCGGUUCCUGCGACAUCAGCUAAGCGUCCCGGCCUACGAGCACGAGUAUCGAUCUGGGAGUCAGCACGUCUGCAAGAGAGAAGACAUGUACUACCGGGCCGUCCACGGAACUGCAGUACUCUUCCUACAGAACGACGCAGGAUUUGCCAAAUGGGCACCAACACCAGAGCGUCUAGCGGAGCUGACUGCGGCGUAUCGGCCUUCCCUGUCCCGCACUUCCUCCCUGUCCUCCCCUGGCCCCGCCCACAUCUCCCCAGGAGACAGAGAUUCUGCCCACAAGGCCGGUGACAGGACACAGAGCAGCGUGAUGUCCCCCAGUGACCAUGACAACAACAACAACAAUGGCAGCACCAGCAGCAGUCCUCAAGACAAGCUCGCUGUGGCAGAGGGGCGGAGCUUGUAGUGUUUUUCCUCUCCUGCGCUCUGAUUGACCCUCACCAGCAACUGUAGCACACAAAGACCGACACAGAAUGCUACUGUCCCCCACACCCGCCAGCAAGGGUCAAGGCUUCAUCUGGCCUGUUCACCACCUCCCCUUCCCCCCCAUCUGCUGGCCAUUCUGAUUGGCCGAAGCUCUGACGCUCUGUUUGAAGUUCGGCCGCUCAGAACUCCAGCAAUAAAGACUUCCCUGAUGUCUGAGGACUCUCACUGGUUGGCAGCUAUCGUUUCUACAGGACUUGUCUGUCUUUGACAGAAUCUCGCAGAGUUCCCGCCCUCUUUGGUGAAGGAGGACUAAACCGCACCUGUUGAGCGUUGGCAGCUGGACUGAUGGGUUUAAAGCGAGGGGGCGGGGCCACAGUGUGAGAUUAUUGUCCGUCUUUUUCUAAACUUUCUUUUUUGUCACUUUCACCUCGGUUUUUUUUUGGUUUGUAAAUUAAGUUAAAAUUGUAGAUUUUUAAAAAAAUUAAAAUUAUUAUAUGAAUUCAGUUUUACAGCUGGACCAGUCCAGAAGGACUUCAAGUUUAGACUGAUCCGGUCUGGUCCAGCCCAGGUUCUGACACUAAGACACUUUUUAAUCUCUCAUGAGAAAGCGAGUGAGCUGUGGCCCCUCCCACAUCUGCCCUGACCCAGCAACUGCUCUGUGACAGGUGUCAGACGACGUCUCUGCACCCACGUGUAGAUAAUGUACAGUUGGACCGCAUGAGGUCUGUUUAUGCUCUUUUCAGCUGACUUUUUUUUUUUUUUUUAAUUUGAUUAAUUUAACCUUUUUAAAAAAGAGAUGUGUUUGUGUAUUUACGGCCCGAUAGUUUGUUUUAACCCAAACCAAAGUGUUGUUCAUAGGAUGUAUAUGUGUAUGUACAGUACAGGUGUGUAUCUGUGAGCUGGGACUCUCCUCGCCUCACCAUCUCUUCUUUUAGUUGUGCAUGAAAACAUUUGGACCGCACACAAUCGCAGAUUGAGCAGUCACCUGUCGAUCGGCAUUUAAGACAAAAGCUCAGAGUUGGGACAGAACCGGAAAAACCAGUACUGAUCCCGGCACAGCUGGAGGAGUGUUCUCCCAGGAGUUGAUGUUUGUUUUUCUUUCUUUCUGACUGUGAAACCGUCAAACAUUCUUAUAUCUCCUCAACAUGUUUGUCCUGUUUCUAAACAGAAAUCAAGUUUGAGUGGUUUCCACUUCUGUGAUUAAAGGGUGAAGGGAGGCAUCUCUUGUUGUGUUCUGGGAGCUCCAGUCCAUCAGAGAACGUCCGUCUGUUCAAAGAUAGGUUUUUUUUGUCCUUAAUACUGCCUGCAGACAAACUGCAACUCCUCUCAAAGUAAAAAGUAUCCAGCCCAGUCCAA
Oryzias melastigma (Indian medaka) is the source of this 4048-nucleotide messenger RNA. RefSeq names its product phosphorylated CTD interacting factor 1 (gene pcif1). Gene Ontology annotation, molecular function: mRNA (2'-O-methyladenosine-N6-)-methyltransferase activity; RNA polymerase II C-terminal domain binding. NCBI's taxonomy places the organism in Eukaryota, Metazoa, Chordata, Actinopteri, Beloniformes, Adrianichthyidae. The coding region runs from base 444 to 2672 and encodes 742 amino acids. The record is from RefSeq and is a predicted model, not a curated record. The transcript has 16 exons. Gene Ontology annotation, cellular component: nucleus.